GUGGUGAAGGAGGAGUAGAAGUGGCUAAGAAAGAGGUCGCAACGUGAAGUGGAUAAGGCCUGCCGGACGUCUGAGGCGGAAAUGAUUUCUUGUCUUGAGGUAAUGACUUUCAAGUUCAUAUUGGGAAGUUUCUUUGAGAAAAUGAAGAAGAGGAACGGGUUGGAAGUGUGCGUUUUACGCGCCAAAAGAACAUGAUACGUGCAUAUGCUGUCUUGUAAAUUUUACCGCCGACAAUACCAUGAGAAGAUGUCAGGUGUUCGACAGGCACUUGGCAAAAGACAAAACUUUUCCAAUGUAUCGCUCAACUAAAUUGACGUUGUGUACAAGAAUCCUCUGAAAUAAGACUGUAGUUUAACGUUUGAGCUUAGCACGAUGCUAUUUUGAGGAAGUUGACAAGGAAGUGAACGAAAGGCGCCGAAACCACAAGAAAACAAAUUGACUCCGUUGUUUACGGAAGUGCUUGUUGCAUCAACAUUUCACCCAAGUAAAAGAAAACAUCGGAAAGUCAUCAAAACGUUUCCAGAAUGCUGAAGCUCGUGAAGAAAUCUAUCGAACGGAAUAAGUUCAUGAAGGAACUCCACACGACACGGGAGAAGAAUGCAGAAAGACGGGCGAGAAACGAGGGACCGUUGGUUUUCAACAAGCGGCUGUUCGCUGCGCAAGGCUCGGUGGUGAUCACCCUGGAAGCCCGGAAAGUUAUGGUGCGAAACGCGGUGAGUUUAGACCGGGAUCUGACUCCGAGUGAACUGUUAUCCAUGCGACCUGUAGUGGACGGUUUGAAAUUGAUUCACAACGGAUUGAAAUACGUGAAAGACGCCAUAAGCCAUGUCGUAACGUACGAAUCUUACGAACAAGACGUUUACGUUACCAAACAACCUCACGAAGACUUGCUCUCCUGCUAUUACAUCCUCAGCGGAUCGGUAGAAGUCACAUACGACAAGCCCAGCCGUAACUCUAUGCAGGUUCACGAAAGCAACAUUAUCUACGCGCACGGUGUUGGAGAAUUCCUCGGGAUGGUAUCCUCGGAGGGCCCGACUAGAGACUUGGCGCCGCCCGCUACCAUGUAUACUACCGAACCUUGCGAGUUUCUGCGCAUAGAUAGACAGAAAUUUCACCAGAAAAUUAAGUCUCUCGCCAAAUUGCACAAAGAAGAGAAAGAACAUUAUCUGAACAACGUCAGUGUGCUCAGGACACUACCCAAGGUGGAGAAGGAAAAGUUGAUGUCUGUUCUAGUAAAACAGGAGUAUCCUGCAGGGAAGCUGAUACUGAGGCAGGGAGAACCGGUACAUCACCUGUUCUUGCUCGUCAAAGGUAGGUCAUCAGGGGUCAAAUAGAGUCAGAUAUGUGACAUAUUUAUGGCCAAUUUGGAUUAAAGAUGAUCUAUUUUAUGUAGAUAAAAAAAGGCUGAAAAGGUUGAAAAACGAAGUCAAUUUCAGAAAAAUUGUGCCGGUAGGGAGAGGUCGCCUUGUUUAAACAGCAAGGUAUGUAGGUGGAAUUAAGAUAAUGUGACAUUCAAACUUCGUGGCCACAGACUGCGAGAUGCAGACAAGUCUGGAAUAGUUCAAGGGAGGGGUUCCUCAGAGAGAGUGACAAUGCCCUACCAUGACUGACAAAUUUCAUUGGUUCUCCAUCUAAAUAUGUUUAGCCAAAGUACGACAACAAAAAGGCGUAUUACAGCUGUUUCAGAACUGUGGAAUUAAAAACAAAAUUCUUUCUCACAUACGCACUGAAAUAAUUUCAUUAUAUUGCAAAGGCAAUUAUGAGCGGACCACUUGAUGUUGAACAAACCUGUCGUGUUGUAUAUAUUGGGCGCGGGGCAUUAUGGGGUAGUGCCAGACAAUAGUGGCAUUGUGGGAAAGCGCCAGUGAUGUAACGGUCACUGAUUUUGAAACAACCAUCGGACCGAGAAAAAUUCAAACUUCUAAGAGUAUAACGUCUGUAGUCGCUCCGUCACCACGUUUUAAAUAAGUGUUCCAGUUGAGUUAUUGCAAACACGGAACGUGGCUUGUUUCGCCACAUGCAUGACCGGUGAUGCUAAAUUUAGAUACCAAUAGAAAUGCCUACACUUAAGG
Branchiostoma floridae (Florida lancelet) is the source of this 2072-nucleotide messenger RNA. RefSeq lists its product as uncharacterized. NCBI's taxonomy places the organism in Eukaryota, Metazoa, Chordata, Leptocardii, Amphioxiformes, Branchiostomatidae. Bases 525 to 1334 code for a protein of 269 amino acids. The transcript is spliced from 2 exons. The record is from RefSeq and is a predicted model, not a curated record.